CCUCAGGUUCAGCGACAUGCCUUUAAAAUUAGAUAUAAAAAAUAACAAUUACAAUGUGUGUCCGCGGACAUCACUUUUAGUGUAUCAGCUAUCAGAUACAACAUCGAGAGCCACCGUUUUGUCAAUCUUGACAACUGGUUUUGUACCUCUGAUCCUCGCUAUGAGGAGUCUGUAGUGUCGGCACCUUCAGCGUUGUGGGUGGUCUUCUGCAGCCAAGCCAUCCAUACGCGUCAUCCAGACAUUCGCAGUCAGUAGUUUUUGUCCGAUAUACGGGUGGUUACUUGAGCCCAUCCUGAGAAUGUCGCUCACAUGCGUCAAGUCAGCUUUCUCUCAGCUCCCGGCAUGGGGCUCUCCUGGAGGGAAUAUGACAAGUGGUUAACACGCGCUAGUGAGCUCUCUCCACACCUGUACAGUGUACAAAGUGGGGCGAAUCUGAUGCUAUUUCGCCAAUCUGGCUCAACUCCACUGGCCGCGGCAUCACCACUCACCAGCGUAUCAGCAAGGUAGGAGCUGGGGCGUUCGGGGUGCGGAGUUCUCAACUCCUGUGUUUCCGGUGGAUGCACGCACGGUCGCUGCCACUACAGCCACUCCUGGCGUGUCUGCCGCGGAAACCACGGCGCUCUCCGCUGCCCCCGCCGCAACGCCAUUCGCAGCCAGCGGCCGGUCACCCCUCACGCCGCCCUACUCGCUCCUCGGGAAUAGCAGACUACCCGCUGGCAGAGUGCCCGCCAUCAGCGUGCCACAUGUCGUUCUUCGUGAGCUUCUUAGUAGCUAUAACUUAUUUCUUGCGCCCUAUGUUGGUGUAAGACUUCGAAAACUGCUUCAUAAUUGGAUGUUUGGGGGCUGCUCUCAGUAGCAAGCGGCCAAAUCUAUUUUCAUUCGUGUGAUCCGUCGCCCAUUAUAGUGGAUGCAUAUGUCAAUUGCGAUAGACGCGCGGGUCGCAUUGCCGGUCCUGCUUCCUCAAGCAGUCAAUGGAUAAGAAAGUUUUUCCCGAGCAGACUUAUUCCCGAAAACGCCGGGGAUGUAACACUUUAACCGCUACCUCUCCCUUCCGGAGGCCGAUCUGUUAAUGAAUUUAUCCCCACCUUAUAAGUUAGAACACAGACACUUAGAAAUAGCGACCCCCAAAUAUAGCUGACUCAUAGACAAUCCUCUCGGACGGAUGGUUUCUGUGCUGAUAUUUUUUUUUCAAAGACGGCAUUCAUGACGUCUCUGAAUUCGCUUCAGCGCAUGUGCAGCGAGCUCCACGUUCCUUUUUGCUCUAGCAAGGCAAAGGAGCCCUACCGUAUCCUCACAUUCCCACGUAAAGAAUGUUUUACAUUCCAAGUUCUUAAUGAGUACUGUAGAUACAUCAGCAUGAGUGCGUCCAGCGGGCAGAAAGUGAAGCUCCAGUGUGAUCACCGGGGUAGGACGGAUUAGGCUCGCUAUUAACGCUUAAAAAUCUCCCCUAUCGCGACGUUCAAAUCUUACAUUCGUUUCAUAACUUGCGUGCGUGGGUGGAUCGGCCUUGGGAGUGUUUUCCUACGCCGAACGUAUGAUCUGCACCAAGGCGCGUUCCGUCCGUACCAUCGCAUGGCGGUCAGAAAGACAGCACGUUUGGAUCUCAGGGCAUGGCCGAUGAUGUUGGUCCUUUUUUGCCCAGGCCAUGGGACUGGGGCUACCACGUCCCCGUAAUCCAUAGAAGUGUUCAGGGCAGUGGCGCUGGCUCCUGCUACGACACGAGCCUAUCACGCUGUCUGAAAGGAGCAGAACUUUCCUCGGGAGUCGGCUUCUGACAGCCUGUUUCUAGUCAGCGUCACAAAUGUUGACAACCUUUGGCCAAGCAGAGUUUUGCGUACUGCAAUGCUUUUGCUAGAGCUGGGACAGCUAUGUAACGCUCGCCGGCAAGUCACCAUGUUUCGUUCAAAUUGCUCAACGUUCCAUGCCAUUUUCACGCUGUUUUUUUGCCCCUCUCCGUCGCGGCGAAAUGGUCCGUUGCGGGCUACAGGAACAUACUGGUGCACUUGCAGUACCAUAGAGUCCUGGCCACGACGCAGUUGUAGUAUUCCGUGCUUCUUCCCGUGCUCUCUUUCCGGUGCGUGUUAGUCGCCAUGCUCCACUGAGCGUUGGUCGUCGUGCCAGUUUGGCCAGAGGAUUCAUGUAAGUGAUUCUCCUGGCUCUCUUGCUGUGCACUGGUCCGAAAGGAAAGGUUGCCAGUUCCGCCAGCCGAACUUUCUCUUUGCACUGUUCAGCCGUGCGCUGGUCCAAGAUUGGUGCCAGUUACGCCGGCCGAUUUUUCGUUGCACUGCUCAGCUGUGCGCUGGUGCCAGUUACGCUGGCCGAUUUUUCGUUGCACUGCUCAGCCGUGCGCUGGUCCAAGAUUGGUGCCAGUUUCGCCGGCCGAUUUUUCAUUGCACUGCUCAGCCGUACGCUGGUCCAAGAAAGGUGCCAGUCUCGCCGCUACACUGCUCAGCCGUGCGCUGGUCCAAUAUUGGUGCCAGUUACGCCGGCCGAUUUUUCGUUGCACUGCUCAGCCGUGCGCUGGUCCAAGAUUGGUGCCAGUUUCGCCGGCCGAUUUUUCAUUGCACUGCUCAGCCGUACGCUGGUCCAAGAAAGGUGCCAGUCUCGCCGCUACACUGCUCAGCCGUGCGCUGGUCCAAGAUUGGUGCCAGUUACGCCGGCCGAUUUUUCGUUGUAAUGCUCAGCCGUGCGCUGGUCCAAGAUUGGUGCCAGUUACGCCGCUACACCGCUCAUGCAGCUGCGCGCUGGUCCAAGUUUGGUGCCAGUUACGCCAGCCGAAAUUCGCGACACGAAUGUUCUGUAGUCCCUGUUCUGCUGAUCUCCCCCGUGCUAUAGCAGCGCAUUACUCUCAACGUAAUGUAACUCGCUGGGGCUUCCGUGUAUGCAGCAGAUGUAGUUUUGCUAAUUUACAAGCACGCUGCGUGUGUUGCGGACCAUGUGCUGGUGUUGAAGCGAGCUGCGUCUCACGCGCUCCUCAGUUACCGUUUGCGGCUAUUGUAUGUUGUGUGCCGGACAUGCGCCGGGUGAAUGCAUUUGUUUUACUUUUAUGCAAAUUUUUAUCUGCACUUAAUUUUGCUAAGCUUACCUGCCUACGCAUCGUUCUCGGGUUCGUGGGGGUAAUGGGCUUUUCCUCACCCAAAGGCAUUGUUGGAGUGCACAAUACAUAGACCCAUAAUCACAACAACGCCUUUGCGAGCUCGAACGAAGCGUAGAAAUGUAACAUUAUUGUGGUGACUUGAUGUAAAUCAAAUGCGUGUGACAUGGAUCCGGCGGUAUCCGGCUACCCGCCGCCCUCCGCUAGCGCCACGCCUGCCGGGUAGGCUGACCCGGGCGGGGCGGCCGACCGCCGGGUCGCGGCGGCGGCCUGACCUUGGGGUCGUCAGUCGGGUCGGGAGCGCAGCGGCCGCCGGGCUGUGGUGUAUUGGUAUGGUGUCAGUGGUCGCCGAAUACAGAUACACUUCAUUGGCGACGAGGAUGAGAUGGCGUCGUUCGGCAGCAUCGGACCGUAUGAAGCGGGACGAGCGGAGUCCUGGGAUGAGUACUGCGAGAGGCUGGAUCAAUUUUUCAUCGCAAAUGAAGUAAGUGACCCUGCUAAGCAGAGAGCAAUUUUCUUGAGUGUUGUCGGCGGGGAAACUUACGGGAAGCUAAGAUCCCUUGUGGCCCCUCAGAAGCCAGGUGAGAUGCCGCUCAAGGAACUGUUGACUCACUUGCAACGCCAUUUUGAGCCAAGGCCUUCAGAAACAGUGGCCAGAUUCAGAUUUUUUACUUUUUGUCGGGCUGAGGGUCAGUCUGUGCAAGAUUACAUUGCAAAACUGAGGAAGCUGUCUGAACAUUGUAAUUUUGGUUCUUUCUUGUCCGCCAUGAUUCGAGAUCGGUUAAUUUGCGGAGUCAACUCGGACGCUAUUCAGACGCGUCUAUUGUCUGAAAGUAAUCUCACACUGGAACGAGCUACCGAGAUCGCUGUGGCUUUGGAGGCUGCUGGCCAUGAUGUUCAGGAACUGAGAAGUGGUUUCAGGGACAGAGAAGGUGGCAGCAUCCAGGUCUCCACAGCGGACGUGCACCGAGUCGACAGAGCUCCUCGAGCGGCGGCAGAAGCGGGAGCCGACCGAGACAGGAGCACCAGGCGCUGGGGAGCCGGAGUUCGUCAGGUGACUGGUCAGAGGAGUGCAGGCGAUUCUCGCAAACCAAGUAAGUCCAGCGCAUCCGUUGCGUCCGGAAAUGAUGCCAAAUACCGGUGCUGGAGAUGCUUAAGUGGGCAGCAUCUUGACCGUAACUGCCCGUUCAAACUAAGACGCUGUUUCGAGUGUUCUAGGCUUGGACACACGCGAGCGGCUCACAGAGCAGGAACGGUUCACGUUGUAGAAGAAGACUUUGAGGUAGAGGCAGCUGAGCCGGCAGCUGAACAAGUUGGUCAGGUUGACGAAGAUGUUUAUGAUUUGUUCAGCUGUAAUAGUGCAAGCAAACGGCCCCCUAUUGUCAUUACAGCUGAGUUGAGUGGCAAACCAGUCCAGAUGGAGCUCGACACAGGCGCUAGUGCAUCACUGAUCAGUGAGGAGCUCUAUGAAAGUAUGUGGCCUGCCAGUGACCUUCCAUUGCAGGACUGUCCGCAGCGGUUCCGUACCUACACCGGCGAGGAGAUCAAGAUCCGAGGUGUCGCCGAGGUUGACGUCGCUGUUGAUGGUGCACCUGCGGUUCGACUACCGCUCAUGGUGGUCCAUGGAAAGGGCCCCAGCCUGUUUGGCCGCAACUGGCUUGAGAAGAUACGGCUGAACUGGAACAAGCUGUUCGAAGCAGAUCCAGAUCUGGACACAGGCGGAUCCAGUGCUGUCACGCGUCCUGGAGCUCACCAGAAACGGCUGGACGGCAGAUGCUGCGGACAACACAUCAGACCUGAAGCCGUACAUCAACAGGCAAGCUGAGUUGAGCAUCGAAAAUGGUUGCGUUUUGUGGGGCAGUAGAGUAAUCAUACCGCCACAGGGUCGUCACGCUAUGUUGUGUCAGCUGCAUGAGGGUCAUUUUGGUGUGGCCCGCAUGAAAAGUUUUGGCAGGAUGCACUUCUGGUGGCCGGGCUUUGACCAGGACGUAGAGAGGAUGGCUGCAGGAUGCCGUAGCUGCCAACGCUGGAGGAAUGCGGCGCCUCCAACGCCUCUGCAUCCAUGGGAGUGGCCCCGCUCUCCCUGGCAACGGCUCCAUGUCGACUAUUGCGGACCUGUCAACGGGGUGAUGCUUCUUGUCAUCAUCGAUGCUCACAGUAAGUGGAUGGAUGUGCACAUGACCAGAACAUCCUCGGCUGAGGUUACCAUUGAAAAGUUGAGGGAAACAUUUGCAUGUCACGGAGUUCCGGAGACUGUGGUCACAGACAAUGCCAGAUACUUUGUGUGUCCGGAGUUUAAAACGUUUUGUAAGCGAAAUGGAGUCAGACAUGUCACCUCUCCACCGUACUCGCCUCAUUCAAACGGUCUUGUGGAGAGAGCUGUGCAGACGCUGAAGCAGGGCCUACAACGUCAGUCUACAGGUAGCCUGAGUACUCGUCUGUCGAGGUUUUUGUUCCGCUACCGCAGUAUGCCCCACAGCGUGACGCAGCAGUCUCCCGCUGAGAUGCUCCUCGGCCGGCCAAUGCGGACUCAGCUGGACCUGCUGCGUGAAGACGCCAGACGGAGCGUGAUGGAGGCGUACCAGAGGAAGCAGAAGGCUCAGUAUGACGUGAGAGCACAGCCUCGCAUAUUCCAGGUGGGAGACAAAGUGUACAUGUAUGUUCUUCCUCCCGCUACGUCCGGCCCGAGGUGGCUGCCCGGAACAGUCCGACAGGUCGAUGGCUGUUCAUGUUGGAUUUUGCUGGAGGAUGGGAGGACCUUCCGCAGACAUUUUGAUCAUGUGAGACUCAGACCCGUUCCCCUUCCAGACGUGUCGGUGCCGAACCACGAGUACCGGCGGACGAUGGUGCCAGAUGAGCCUCCGGACUCCUCUGCUCUGGACAGCGCCGCUCACGCCGUCGCCGGAGAAUCCAGAGACGCGACUGUGGGCGGUGCGGAGGCGUCAGAGACCGGCGCCCUCCCCUCUGAGAAGUGCGCGGACGUCGGACGACAUCCCUCGACGUCGUCGCCGUCUCCGCCGUCGCGGUUCGAGGCUGCGACCGCUUCUGCGCCGGUGCCGCGUCGUUCAGCGCGGGAGAGGCGUUGCCCAGUGCGAUUCCGGGCGGGGCAGUCUAAUCCUGUGGGGGAGGAGUGUGGUGACUUGAUGUAAAUCAAAUGCGUGUGACAUGGAUCCGGCGGUAUCCGGCUACCCGCCGCCCUCCGCUAGCGCCACGCCUGCCGGGUAGGCUGACCCGGGCGGGGCGGCCGACCGCCGGGUCGCGGCGGCGGCCUGACCUUGGGGUCGUCAGUCGGGUCGGGAGCGCAGCGGCCGCCGGGCUGUGGUGUAUUGGUAUGGUGUCAGUGGUCGCCGAAUACAGAUACACUUCAAUUAUAAGUCACCUGAUAAUGUUUUUUCUCCGCGGUGAGGGCGAGCGCCGCCCAUGUGAUUGCGUCAUACCGCCCGCUCGUCAGGUCCGCAUGACCCGAGCCCGGGUCAUUCGCGCUCGCAGCGCCGCCGAGAGCAGUCAGCCACUGAGCCGUGGGCUGAGCGCGGCGCUUCCUGCUUUUCGCCAUCCACCUCCCCUCCGCCACCGACGCGACUGUAUUUUAUCAUUCGUGUAAUUGUGCAGCUUCGCGUACAUGCUUGAUGCGUGGUGCAAUGUACAUACCC
Molecule: messenger RNA, 6744 nt
Organism: Amphibalanus amphitrite
Lineage: Eukaryota; Metazoa; Arthropoda; Thecostraca; Balanomorpha; Balanidae
Exons: 2
Coding region: 3480-4919 (479 amino acids)
Biological process (GO): DNA integration; proteolysis
Molecular function (GO): nucleic acid binding; aspartic-type endopeptidase activity
Source: RefSeq, a predicted model, not a curated record